AAACUUCUAUACGUUCAAUUUUCUUAUGAAAACAAAGGGCCAACAGCAACCAUCUAGGCGUCCCCUGGCUUAAAACGACAGGCUAGGAUCACAAUUUUAUUCUUGGGGAUUGAAGAACGAGAAAAUCAGACCGUUUGCUGAGGCUCCUCCUCAUUUGCCCUCCGUACUGCGCUUGUUUCUUCUGACCAGCAUUCAACAAUGGUGAUGGCUCUAGAGAUCAAUGCCCAGGCUGAAAAUAUGGUUUUUGUUGAUCAGGGCAAGGAAGGAGAUAUUUGUAAGAAGCAGGAUAAGCGGUGGACAUUGAAUGAUUUUGACAUUGGUAAGCCGCUGGGAAGGGGAAAAUUUGGUAACGUGUAUCUUGCAAGAGAGAAAAAGAGCAAAUAUGUUGUGGCUUUAAAAGUUCUAUUCAAGAAUCAGCUCCAGCAGUCGCAGGUAGAGCACCAGUUGCGUAGGGAGAUUGAAAUUCAGAGUCAUCUACGCCAUCCAAAUAUACUUAGAUUGUUUGGAUACUUCUAUGAUCAGAGUAGAGUCUACCUUAUUCUUGAAUAUGCUGCAAAAGGUGAGCUCUACAAAGAGCUUCAGCGUUGUAAAUGCUUCAGUGAAAGGCGGUCAGCUACUUACAUUGCAUCUCUUGCAAAAGCUUUGAUCUAUUGCCAUGAAAAACAUGUCAUACACCGGGAUAUCAAGCCAGAGAACUUGUUAAUAGGCAUACAGGGUGAACUGAAAAUUGCAGAUUUUGGUUGGUCCGUGCACACUUUUGAUAGAAGGCGCACCAUGUGUGGAACCUUGGAUUACUUACCUCCUGAAAUGGUGGAAAACAGGGAGCAUGAUUCUGGGGUAGACAUAUGGAGUUUGGGAGUGUUGUGUUAUGAGUUUCUUUAUGGGGUUCCUCCUUUUGAAGCAAAGGAGCAUUCGGACACGUACAAAAGGAUCAUGAAAGUGGAUUUGAAAUUUCCUUUAAAGCCGCUUGUUUCUGCUGCAGCCAAAGAUCUAAUAUCUCAACUUUUGCAGAAAGAUUCUUCAAAGAGGCUGCCUUUACAUAAGCUUUUGCAACAUCCAUGGAUUGUUCAAAAUGCUGAUCCUGAUGGUAUCUAUAGACCAUUCAAUUGAACUAUGUACCUGUCGGUAGCCUUCCUCUAGGAGGAUUAAAUUGGACUAUGUGCUUGUUGUAGCCUUCCCUCCAGGAGGUUUCACUUGAACUAUUCGUGUAGGAAUCCAAUUGAACUAUGUGCUUGUUGUAGCUUCCUCUUGGAGGAUUCUUGUAAGUUAGGGUUGAUUUGUGAUAAUCAUUUUUUGCCCUUGCCCAUCCUUAGAUGUGUAUAGAGUGCUUCCUGUCUAGUCUGAUAACAUGUAACAUAUAUAGAGAUCUAGGCCUGUUCAUUGUUUACUGGUGUCCCCUUCCUGUAUUGCCGCCAUUCAUGCAAUUUAUUAAUUUGUCGAACUCUUUUUUUUCUCCUUUGUAAUUCUCUCCAAACUCUACCAAUUGGGCAGACAAAACCCAGGAUCCAUCUGUUUCCAUGUAACUAAAAUAUCCUGAAGUUUUUGCAAUGUGUAGUGAAUAUAGGUUGAUAUUUGCUGUUAA
Molecule: messenger RNA, 1582 nt
Organism: Cryptomeria japonica (Japanese cedar)
Lineage: Eukaryota; Viridiplantae; Streptophyta; Pinopsida; Cupressales; Cupressaceae
Product: serine/threonine-protein kinase Aurora-2
Exons: 9
Coding region: 199-1110 (303 amino acids)
Biological process (GO): protein phosphorylation; regulation of cytokinesis; mitotic spindle organization
Cellular component (GO): chromosome passenger complex; spindle microtubule; spindle pole centrosome
Molecular function (GO): protein kinase activity; ATP binding
Source: RefSeq, a predicted model, not a curated record